CAACAGAAAUGAAAAAUAGUACUUUGAUGUCUAGUUUUACCCGAGGUGCUUGUGUAAAAUCGCCUGUUUUCCUGUAGGGGGCGCUUUUCUAUAAACCCCGUGAGCAUUUUCCGACUGCAGUAGUCUCUCCGGUAGUCGCUGCUGUCGCAGUUAGUAAGUGAAGAGUACAAAAAAAAAAGUUAGGACUAUCUGUUUACUGGAAUUAGGUGAGAUUAGGAAGAGAAGAAUGCCAUACCUGAAGCAGGUUUUUAUUUUAGCCGUUAUGCGGUGGUUUGUGUGGUGUGAGACAGAAGCAGCACAAAGCCGGAAAAUGUAUUGCACGUUUAAGGAGAAGACCUACAGCCCAGGAGACAGCUGGCAUCCUUAUCUAGAGCCGUUUGGGUUCAUGUUCUGCAUGCGCUGUGCUUGCACUGAAUCUGGCCAUGUGAAAUGUAACCCCAUCAAAUGCCCGACUCUGCGCUGUGACAAUCCAGUGACCGACUCACAGCAGUGCUGCCCACGCUGUGCAGAUGAACAGAGGCCCCCUGCAGGUUUGAGGGCUCCCGUUAAAACCUGUCGCUACAAUGGAACCACAUACCAAAUGGGCGAGACCUUCACUAAUCACGAUCUGUUCCCAUCCCGACAGUCCAACCAGUGUGUUAUGUGCACAUGCUCUGGUGGAAAUAUUUUUUGUGCACUGAAAACCUGUCAACCCAUCACAUGCUCUUCACCCAUCUCUGUUCCAGAUACAUGCUGCUUUGUUUGCAAAGAGGGUCCACCUGACAAUUCACAUGACGAUGGAGGGCAGCAACUGAACCGAGGAGUAAGGCAUUCUGUAGAUCAGUGCACAGGAGAGCAGGUGAAGAACCGGGUCACACGAGUUACACCGGCCGCACUCAGAGGCUCACCGAGAGGCCUUAACCUACAAACACUGCAGCUUAAAGGAGCGGCUGAUACCACAGUGAAGAUCCUCUUACAGCGCAAACACCAGAGAGCUUGCAUGUACAGUGGGAAGACCUACUCCCAUGGUGACGUGUGGCACCCUGUGCUGGGGAAGGUUCUGGAGUGCAUCCUGUGCACCUGCAGAGAUGGCCUUCAGGAGUGCAAACGCCUCACCUGCCCCAACCAGUACCCAUGCAAACACCCCAUGAAGAUAGAAGGAAAAUGCUGUAAAAUUUGCCCAGAGAGUAAGACUGAGAACAAUAGGACAGAGUGUUAUCUGGGACAGGACAAUAACAGUCUUCUGGUGUAUAAAGUCGAAUCUUCAUCUGCUGCUCAUGAGGAAGACACAGUGCGAAAAAUCGCCAUUGAGAGACAAGGAGCCACAGAGGUUGAGGUGCAAGUAUGGAAAACAGUAGACGGGGUACUUCAUUUGAUGGAAACCGGUGAUGUUCAAAAAAAGGACCUUAUAGAGCAUCCAGAGAAUUAUAUUCUACUGACUACAUUAGAUGAGGAUGCUUGGAGAAAGUUCAAAGAGGAAGAAGACAAAGAGAAAGACAUCAGUAGGAACAGGACGUGUGAAGAUGGCAUUAAAGAGGUAGUGAAGUACUUAAACCCUGAUCAGCUGGACAUUCUUUGCACGUCUUAGUCCUCCGAGUGUCCUCUCUGGUCUGGAACAGCAUAUCAGCUCAGCAUCCAACACUUUCUUUUAUUAUCAGAACACAAAACAGAACACACACAUUGUGUUUUAGUGGAAAAACAGAGACCGGCAGAAGAACUUUGCUGUCCCAUAUGAGAUGUAGCUUUUGUAGAGGCCUUGAACUGGAGUGAAGUCAAUAGUGUCAUUUUGUCAAAAUACAGAAGGGAACGUAAACACAUACAGAUGUCUCAGUUCUGAAGCAAGAAAGGGAAGUAUGGAAAUAUUGCUUUUUAUUAAGGAAAAACUUGUGGAUGUGAUUCAAACAAAGCAAUCACUGUAUUUGUACAGUAAUUAAAGAGAAGUAUAAGUAGGAAUGUAAGCAGAUUAUUGGCCAGGAUGCUUUUAUAAAGUUGAUGUAGGCCACUUUUUUUUUUUUAUCAUUGUCAUUAGUUAUACACCCAUUAAAUAAUUUUAAUACUAAAAAGAA
This is a messenger RNA of Ictalurus furcatus (blue catfish), 2045 nucleotides long. RefSeq names its product chordin-like 2 (gene chrdl2). The transcript has 11 exons. Gene Ontology annotation, molecular function: protein binding. The coding region runs from base 227 to 1567 and encodes 446 amino acids. The record is from RefSeq and is a predicted model, not a curated record. NCBI's taxonomy places the organism in Eukaryota, Metazoa, Chordata, Actinopteri, Siluriformes, Ictaluridae.